GAGGACCCAAAUGCCCACUCUGAUCCUGCCAUUGAACUCCAUUCUUUGGUCUCCUUUCACCACCCUCCCAUCCCAUUUGAACUCCUCUCUCUCUCUCUCUCUCUCGGACGCCCCCAUUUCUCCUCCUCACCGAUCAAUCACCCUUUCGUGCCCUUAUUCUCCCUCCUUUCCCCCUCGCCGAAUCUUCUGCAGCUCCUUCCCUUCGCAUCCAACUCUUCUUCUGUUCACGUGAUGUAUCUCCUUAGCUACUAGCGACCUGUUUGCUCUGCUCACUCCCCUCGUCUCGUUCUUGUUAUCAUCUGGGUGGUCAGAUCUGUUACUGUGGGCGCAUCCUUUUGCCAUAGUCUUCCUCGUUUCCUGAUGUGUGUGCGCUCGUAGAUGGUAUCCCCUGGGGGCUGAUCUGUGCUUCCUCGGUAUGGGAGCAUUUGGAUCGCCUUGAAGCCAUCGCCGCCGAGGUGUUCGCCUGAUGAUGCAAGCUCGCCAGGGGAGAGGUGGUAGGGUUGAGGGGUGCUUUGGGUUCUUGUGGCUGCGGGGUUCCGCGCUGUGCUCGUUGUUUCUGUACCUGCUCGUGGUGUGGGGUCAUGGAAGUCCUCCGUUCCGGCGAUCAUCUGGGGCUGCCACCUCCGGCGUCCUGAUGUUCUUGUAGUGCUGCGCUGCGAUGGGGAACGGCACUUCUCGAGCCGUCGGCUGCUUCGUGCCCUCGGGGUUCGCGAAGGGCGGGGUCGAUUUGGAGUUCCUUGAGCCCUUGGAUGAAGGGCUGGGCCACUCCUUCUGCUAUGUUAGGCCGGUGAUCAUCGAUUCUCCUGCCAUCACUCCGUCCACCUCCGAGAGGUACACCCUCGAUUCGAGCACCCUCGAUUCGGACACGCGCAGUGCUUCUUUCAGGCAGGAGUUAGCAGAGGAUUUCGCAGGUCUGCACAGGCCAAGUAAGAGUUCUUCUGAGACCACCUUUAGGACGAUAUCAGGGGCCUCCGUAAGUGCGAAUGCCUCCACUGCUCGAACCGGCAACCCUAAUGUUCUUGUCUCCGGCGAUGCCCAAGAACCGGCCGCCUCGUUUCAGAGCACAGCCUCAUUCGCCGCCGUACCUCUGCAGCCGGUGCCUCGUGGUUCAGGGCCAUUGAAUGGGUUCUUGUCAGGGCCCUUGGAGAGAGGAUUUGCCUCAGGGCCUUUGGAAAGAGGGGCAGGUCUUAUGUCGGGGCCAUUAGAUAAGGGUGUCUUCAUGUCAGGUCCCCUUGAUCCAACUGAUAGAAGCAACUUCUCAGCUCCACUUGGUUAUGGCCGGAGAAAGGUAAGGUUUGUAUGGCUUAUGAGAAGCAUGAGUCGACCCAUGAGAAGUGCUCUUUCGAGGACUUUUACAAGGCAUCAACAUGGUUCUGGUUGGAUGCAGCGGUUCCUCUUGCAUCCUAUGACCCAGCUAGUUUCACAUUCUAAGGAGGCAAGGCAUCAGCCAGAACCUCUGGCGACCUGUUUGGACGUUGGGACAUCUGAACCUGAGUACUGCAGUAGCCGAAACUUGCAAUGGGCGCAUGGCAAGGCCGGGGAGGACAGGGUUCAUGUUGUUCUCUCUGAAGAACAGGGAUGGUUGUUUGUUGGGAUUUAUGAUGGUUUCAAUGGCCCUGAUGCACCUGAUUUUUUGAUGAGUAACCUUUACAAAGCUAUAGAUAAAGAAUUAGAGGGACUUUUGUGGGACUAUGAAGACAAAUCAGGGCAUAUUGCAGCUACAUCUGAUCUUACCGAAAGUGAUUCUUCCAAGACUAGUUCCAGUAUUGUUAAAGAAGAUUGUGUAAGUUCUCAGUUGCAGUUUGGUGAAUCACAAUAUAAUGAAUCACGAAAUCAAUCUUUUGGCAACCAAGGUGAGGGAGUUGUACUCAUCCCAUCUGACAUGGGCAGUAACAAAUCCGAGUCUACCAUUGACAAUGGCUCGGGUAAUGAAUCGAGCAGGGCUGUUCAAGCUGUAGAGGAAAUAGUUGACAAAGACAUCAACAAGAAGCAGAGUGGAAUUGCUCAUGACUCCAAUGUAGACAUAGGUUAUGAAAAUACGGAUACCAAAGGCCACAUUGGUGCACCCCAAACAUCUUGCACACCAGAAACCAAAUUAGCAAGCAGAUAUAGAAAAAGCAAAUGCCUUUAUGAGCUUCUGCAAAUGGAACUGCUGGAAGACCGCGACAGCAAGUCCUUUUUGUCAUCUGGUAACGCCAGUAGAUCCUGUGAUUUGCAGUUUAGUGCCACUGAAGAUUUAUGUAGCAGAGAAACCUCAUCGACAGUGCAACCUGUUUUGUGCUCUUCCAGCAUCGAGAGAAAAAGUUCAGGUCUCGGGGAAGAUCUUGGUGGACUAAUAAGAGAAAAUGAUGCUGCAGUUGGGAUUGAUUCCAAAGGCUCGAAGCAGAAGUAUGUGGCAUCAUUUUCUUCUUUAGGACAAAAGAAGAUGAUCCGAAUAUCAUUGCUUGGAUCAAAGUUGAGAAAAAUGUACAGGAAACAUAAAUCAUCUCACAAGAAGCUUUUCCCUUGGAGCUACUAUUGGCACAGAGAUCCAUCCAAUCUUGAUGAGAGAACAGCUAACUCAUCAGUGGUUAUCAGAAGAUGCAAAUCGGGUCCAGUGGACCAUGACGCAGUCCUUAAGGCUAUGACACGAGCACUAGAAGCCACAGAGGAGGCUUAUGUGGACAUGGUAGAGAAGGCACUCGAUAAGAACCCAGAGCUCGCACUAAUGGGUUCAUGUGUUCUAGUGAUGUUGAUGAAGGAUCAGGAUGUAUAUGUCAUGAACCUUGGUGAUAGUCGUGCUAUUCUGGCACAAGAUAAAUUAGAUGAUAGCUAUAGGAACCCAACACUUGCAAAAGAAGAUGUGAGACACUGGAACAGGUCAAGGGAUUCUCUUGUUCAUGUGGAACUAGACAGGAUAUCUGAGGAAUCUCCAAUGCAUAAUCCUAAAGGACAAAUCUGCAACAUUAAUCAGACUAGGGAACUUCAUCUUUGUAGCCUAAAAGUGAGGGCUGUUCAGCUAUCUUCUGACCACAGUACAAGCAUUGAGGAGGAAGUCUUGAGAAUUAAAGCAGAACAUGCUGAUGAUGCUCAAGCUGUCUUCAAUGACAGAGUAAAAGGGCAGCUAAAAGUUACAAGGGCAUUUGGAGCAGCGUUUCUGAAGAAGCCAAACUGUAAUCAAUCUCUGCUUGAGAUGUUUAGAGUUGAUUAUAUCGGGAACUCACCAUAUAUUAGCUGUUCCCCUUCCGUUCUUCAUCAUCGUCUCUGCUCAAGUGAUCGUUUCUUAGUCCUCUCUUCCGAUGGGCUUUACCAGUACUUCAGCAAUGAAGAAGUUGUUUCACACGUUACAUGGUUCAUGGAAAAUGCACCAGAAGGAGACCCUGCACAGUACCUCAUUGCUGAGCUGCUAAUUCGUGCAGCUAAAAAGAAUGGGAUGGACUUCCAUGAGUUGCUGGAUAUUCCUCAAGGCGACCGGCGCAAAUAUCAUGACGAUGUUUCCGUUAUGGUGAUUUCCCUGGAAGGAAGGAUUUGGAGGUCAUCCAGUUGAUCGUUGUUUGGAGCAGCAAGCUUUGCCCUGUAUCCUCAUCUGUAACAUAUUCCCAUCAUGAAAGGCAUUCUUGUUCUUUACAUGUUCUCAUCUCCUUUUGAUGUACUCGUUCCAUCUCUCUCACCCUCGGAGUUGUGAUGGCCAUCUCUCUCACCCUCUUGAUGAACCUCCUCGCCAAAAUUCAAAGCCUAUCAGAGGGUAUGCGCAGCCCGAGAAUCACUGAACUCAGACCUAAUCAGUAGACUUGCAUGACUCCAUGACCCCAUGCCGCAGCUUGGAAACUUGCAUUGGAUAAAGAAAAACUUCUCUUUUAAGUUA
This is a messenger RNA of Musa acuminata AAA Group (dessert banana), 3844 nucleotides long. Its product is annotated as protein phosphatase 2C 32-like. The coding region runs from base 659 to 3526 and encodes 955 amino acids. The transcript is spliced from 4 exons. The record is from RefSeq and is a predicted model, not a curated record. Gene Ontology annotation, biological process: protein dephosphorylation. NCBI's taxonomy places the organism in Eukaryota, Viridiplantae, Streptophyta, Magnoliopsida, Zingiberales, Musaceae. Gene Ontology annotation, molecular function: protein serine/threonine phosphatase activity.